AUGCCGAACUUCUGCGUGGUCCCCAACUGCACGCGGAAGAGCACGCAGUCAGACCUGGCCUUUUUCAUGUUCCCGCGGGAUCCAGCCAGAUGCCAGAAGUGGGUGGAGAAUUGUAGGAGAGCAGACUUAGAAGAUAAAACACCUGAUCAACUAAAUAAACAUUAUCGAUUGUGUGCCAAACACUUUGAGACUUCUAUGAUCUGUAGAACUAUACAUUUUAGUCCUUAUAGGACAGUUCUUCGAGAUAAUGCAAUACCAACAAUAUUUGAUCUUACCAGCCAUUUGAAUAAUCCACACAGUAGACACAGAAAACGAAUAAAAGAAUUGAGUGAAGAUGAAAUCAGGACACUGAAACAGAAAAAAAUUGAUGAAACUUCUGAACAGGACCCAAAACAUAAGGAAAUAAACAACAGCAAUGCUCAGAACCCCAGUGCAGAAAAAGGGGGUGAAGAGCAGGAUGAAGACAUUUUACCUUUAACCCUUGAAGAGAAGGAAAACAAAGAAUACUUAAAAUCUUUAUUUGAAAUUUUGAUUCUUAUGGGAAAACAGAACAUACCUCUGGAUGGACAUGAAGCUGAUGAAAUCCCAGAAGGUCUCUUUACUCCUGAUAACUUUCAAGCACUGCUGGAGUGCCGGAUCAAUUCUGGUGAAGAGGUUCUGAGAAAGCGCUUUGAGAAAACAGCAGUUAACGCAUUGUUCUGUUCAAAAACACAGCAGAAACAGAUGCUAGAGAUCUGUGAGAGCUGCAUUCGGGAAGAAACUCUCAGCGAAGUGAGAGACUCUCACUUCUUUUCCAUCGUCACCGACGAUGUGGUGGACAUAGCAGGGGAAGAGCACCUGCCUGUGUUGGUGAGGUUUGCUGACGAAGCUCACAACCUGAGAGAGGAAUUUGUGGGCUUCCUGCCUUAGGAAGCUGAUGCAGAGAUUUUGGCUGUGAAAUUUCACACUACGAUAACUGAGAAGUGGGGAUUAAACAUGGAGUACUGUCGUGGCCAGGCUUACAUUGUGUCCAGUGGAUUUUCUUCCAAAAUGAAAGUUGUUGCUUCUAGACUUUUAGAGAAAUAUCCCCAAGCUAUCUACACACUCUGCUCUUCCUGUGCCUUAAAUAUGUGGUUGGCAAAAUCAGUGCCUGUUAUGGGAGUAUCUGUCACGUUAGGAACAAUUGAGGAAGUUUGUUCUUUUUUCCAUCGAUCGCCACAACUGCUUUUAGAACUUGACAAUGUAAUUUCUGUCCUAUUUCAGAACAAUGAAGAAAGGGGCAAAGAACUGAAGGAAAUUUGCCAUUCUCAGUGGGCAGGCAGGCAUGAUGCUGUUGAAAUCUUAGUGGACCUCCUACAAGCACUUGUUUUAUGUUUAGAUGGUAUAAAUAGUGACACAAAUGUUAGAUGGAAUGACUGUAUAGUUGGCCGAGCAUUUGUACUCUGUAGUGCAGUAACAGAUUUUGAUUUCAUCGUUACCAUUGUUGUUCUUAAAAAUGUUCUAUCUUUUACAAGAGCCUUUGGGAAAAAUCUUCAGGGGCAAACUUCUGAUGUCUUCUUUGCAGCCAGUAGUUUGACUGCAGUGCUGCAUUCACUAAAUGAAGUGAUGGAAAAUAUCGAAGUUUAUCAUGAAUUUUGGUUUGAGGAAGCCACAAAUUUGGCAGCCAAACUUGAUAUUCAGAUGAAACUCCCAGGGAAAUUUAGCAGAGCUCAGCACAGUAACCUGGAAUCUCAGCUAACCUCUGAGAGUUACUAUAAAGAGACUCUAAGUGUUCCAACAGUGUAACACAUUAUUCAGGAACUGAAAGAUAUAUUCUCAGAACAACACCUCAAAGCUCUUAAAUGCUUAUCUCUGGUACCCUCUGUCAUGGGACAGCUUAAAUUCAAUACAUCAGAGGAGCAUCAUGCUGACAUGUACAGAAGUGAUUUACCUAAUCCUGACAUACUCUCUGCUGAGCUGCAUUGUUGGAGAAUCAAGUGGAAACACAGAGGGAAAGAUAUAGAACUUCCAUCCACUAUUUAUGAAGCCCUUCAUCUGCCAGACAUCAAGUUUUUUCCUAAUGUUUAUGCAUUGCUGAAGGUCCUGUGUAUUCUUCCUGUGAUGAAGGUUGAGAAUGAAUGCUAUGAAAAUGGAUGAAAGCGUCUCAAAGCAUACCUGAGGAACACUUUGACAGACCAAAGGUCAAGUAACUUGGCUUUGCUUAACAUAAAUUUUGAUAUAAAACACGAUUUGGAUUUAAUGGUGGAUACAUAUAUCAAACUCUAUACAAGUAAGUCAGAGCUUCCUACAGAUAAUUCAGAAACCAUUGAAAAUACCUAAGAGACUUUUAAAA
Messenger RNA from Mesoplodon densirostris (Blainville's beaked whale), 2311 nucleotides. Its product is annotated as 52 kDa repressor of the inhibitor of the protein kinase-like. Gene Ontology annotation, molecular function: protein dimerization activity. NCBI's taxonomy places the organism in Eukaryota, Metazoa, Chordata, Mammalia, Artiodactyla, Ziphiidae. The record is from RefSeq and is a predicted model, not a curated record.